Bufo gargarizans (Asiatic toad) is the source of this 3392-nucleotide messenger RNA. Its product is annotated as aurora kinase A and ninein-interacting protein-like. The coding region runs from base 216 to 1097 and encodes 293 amino acids. Gene Ontology annotation, cellular component: spindle pole; centrosome. The record is from RefSeq and is a predicted model, not a curated record. Gene Ontology annotation, biological process: spindle organization. NCBI's taxonomy places the organism in Eukaryota, Metazoa, Chordata, Amphibia, Anura, Bufonidae. The transcript has 4 exons.
UUCUGGGAGGAAGCCAGUGGCCACCCUAGUUCGGUACCGGAGAGCAGGCAGUUACACGGACACCUAGGCUGUAGUCAGCACAUAGCAGGCAGUGCGCGGGACACCUCAGGCUCACAGCAAGGACCCGGCGCGGGAAAUUGGAAACUGUAUCUCAGAGCCAGUGUGUAGAGCGGCCAGUGACACCAGCUCAGUGUUCCUCCUCCAUUGCUGCUGAGAUGAAGAGCAGAAAACGUGCCCUGCAGCAGCCAGAAGAGUGCGGGGUCUGGUUAGACGCGUCUCAGCUUAAGAAGAAAUGCCACCAGAUGGUGAUCCCCUGCACGUCUUCAAGAUUUAAUCCACUUUCAAGAAGAAAAUCUGUGGAUUCUGUGCAGGUUGACUUUACUCAGACAAAGUCGCCUCAGCUUUUCACCAAGCAGACUUCAAUGUAUUCCUUCUUCUCUGCCGCUGGCAGUAGGAACAAGCAGUCGCCCAUUACUGAUAUUAAUACAUUGAUUCAAGAAACUCCUCAGUGUGAGAAAGGAAACGCACACGAAUCUCUGAAUGUGAUGGAACAGUCACCUGUUGAAACAUCUAUGUGCUCGAAACCUGCUGAAAUCCAGGAGAGCGUCUCUUUAUGUAACCUACACAGAAAUACUAGAGAGCCAGUAAGCUCAGGACAAAAGGAAAACAAUGACCGGAGCUGGGUGCUGGAGGAACCGGGCAACCAUACUGGCAGCUUCUCCAAUGUCUCCGUAGUCAGAACUAAAGACAAGUCUCCGAACCCUACUCUGAACCACUGUUUUGCUUCAAAAUUCCAGAAUAAACUGUCUGACUCUUCAAUUGUCAAAUGUCCUCAAAAGGAUUAUCAUGAGGAAGACGGUUGUCCUCAAAGUCAGUUUGACAGUCCGCUUUUCACACAGGAUACACAAGGGAACAGAGUCAUCUGUCACCCAUCUACAAGUGAUCAACAUCUGACCACACCACUUCAGGACAAAACUAAUGUCACUUGGCACACAAAAAGUCAGAUAAAAGGAACGCUACAAACUUUGUGCGAUGAAGAUUCCCUCCACAUAAUGUUCACCCAAGAUUCUGAAGGAAACAUGGUUAUAAAACAUUAGGCAGAGCUACAUCACACAACUGAACUAUACAGGUUUCUCAAUGCACAUGUAUGAUUACUGUUCACAACCAGUCCACCCAAAAAAGGCGGACCCUCAACCUGAACACAGCAAAUCUGCUGCAUCUCAGACAUGGGCCAGUGAUCAGGAAUAAACAGCACUUGUUCCUGUAACUGCCCCAUGUAAACUUACCGCUGAUCACAAGACAAGCAAAAUGAGAUCUGAGCUAUAUUACCAACUGGAUGUCUGUCGCAAAUACACACUGGAGUUUUUAAAGAUGUAUUUUCCACCAUGUGAACAAAAUCCUUAGUCCGUUUAUGUUUACCAUUCAUGUUGAAUUCACGGCUGGCUUUGACUAAAAAAAACUGCAACAAAAAUACCACAAACGGUGGCGCUUUUCACAAAAUGCUGUGUGUGAAACCCGCUUUAAUCUUCUGAUCCCCAUUAGCUGCUAUACUGAUGGGUGUGGCUAUGCCAGUUAGCUUAGCCCAUUAAAGGGGUUUUCCAGGAUUUUCAUUUUCGUGUCUUAGCCUCAGAAAAGGCCAUCCAUAUCUGAUCAGUUAUGUGGUUUUUGGACCCCCAGAGAUCAGAUAUUGACCUACCCUGAGGAAAAACAAUCAAUAUUAAAACCUUGGAAAAAACCCUUUAGCGUGUCGCCCAUCUUGGCACAGUCAUAAGAAUUGCCAUAAACAUUUGAGAGGUGCAGAUCCCAGAAUAGGAACCUGUUAUAACGCAGUGCUUACUCUCAUGUUUUCAGAGGUCCCAUACAGGCCUGUCAGUCUGAUUCCUUCAUAAAUGGCCAAUAAUUUAGUAAUAAAUGAAAAAAAUACUGGAGUUAAAUGCUACCGUCAGGCUUUUUCUCACCAUCAUAUAAGUAAGCAGGUGAACAAACCAUAUUUAUUGGAAUACAAUUUCUGAAAUUCCUGACGUUUUCUAAAUUCCUGUAAGUAAAUAUGCAGUGCACUUUGUUUUAAGGAACUGUAAUAACACUGUUAUACAGUUAAUUUUAAGAAAUCUAGGAAUGUGUCUUCUAAAGCUAGAAAAGCUAUACAUGUAUGUCCUGAAAAUGAAGAAAAACAUGUACAAGUCUAAAUUGGCAUAAAAGAAAUGUCAGCUUUUUUUUUUUAGUGCUUGCCUUAAAGGGUUGUCUGGGAAUAAAUUACUCCGCACAGAAGCCCACAGCCUGCCUCCGCUAUGGAAAGAUUCUUACUUACCUGCUACCCGCAGGUCCAGUCCUGCAGGCUGGCUCCUGUGUGUCUAUCUUUCAGUUCGCAGCUGGUUUACAUCGUCUGUGGCCUGAUCAUCCGUUGCAGCCAGCAACUGGAUUCACCGGUGAUGUGUCCUCAUGAAACACCUCACCACAGAAGCCAGUCACUGGCUGCAGCACAAUAUUUACUGGAAAAUAAAGAUAUAGGAGCCAGUGUGCAAAACCAAAGCUGUGGGUAGGUAGUAACUAUGAAUCUUUCCAUAGCGGAGGCAGGCUACGGGUUCAUGUGAAAAGUUGCUUAUACCCAGACAACCCCUUUAGCGCUUGCUCUUCUUGUUUUGUCUAGCAGUUCUGAGAUGACUGCAGGCAUGACCAGUGCUGAUCUUCUGUCUCUGGUCUUGACUCCAUAUCACAUGCAGCACAGCUUUAGGCAUUGUAACAAAAGGCUUUGGAGCAACAUGAACAUACCUGGUAAAGAGGAGAGAACUGAUGUUCACUAGUAGAACAUCCUGCUUAUAAUUUGUUUAUAGUAUAAGGACUGGAGAGGUGAUAACUGAUUACCUAUCACCAUAUAUAGUGUAAGGACAGGAGAGAACACAGGAGAGGUGAGAACUGAUUACCUACCACCACUAGAGCACCCUGCUUAUCACUAUAUAGUGUAAGGACAGGAGAGGUGAGAGCUGAUCAUCCAUCACCACUAGAGCACCCUGCUUAUCACUGUUUAUAGUAUAAGGGACAGGAGAGGUGAGAGCUGAUCAUCCAUCACCACUAGAACACCGUGCUUAUCACUGUUUAUAGUAUAAGGGACAGGAGAGAACACAGGAGAGGUGAGAACUGAUUACCUACCACCACUAGAACACCCUGCGUAUCGCUCUUUUUGAUAAAUAGGAGCCUUAUGUCAGAUUUCCACCACAUAGGUUUGGGGCCAAUUAUCAGGAACAAGCAUUACUGUAAACACUGGUUCCUAAUAAUAAGCCUGUGUACAUGUGCUCACCUGAUGAACGAGUAAGGCUACUUUCACACUAGCGUUCGGGUUUCCGUUCGUGAGCUCCGUUUGAAGGAGCUCACGAGCGGACCCGAACGCAGCCGUC